AUGCUUGUGGAUGAGGAAAUCAACGAAGAGGUUGACAAAAUUGUUCCGGGAACUUUUGAGGUCGCGGAAUCUGAAGAUGACGAGGAGGCCGAGAAAAGUUGGAUGGAUUUUGUUGGUGUAGCGAUUGGUCAGAUUGAUUCGGAGCUAGCGGUAGACGAUCCAGCCAACGAUAGCCCUCUUUUUCGUCGUGAAGAAGAAAAGAUAAGAAAAGUGACACCGGAGGACUCUGAAUGGUUUCCGUUUCUGAAUAAAGAAUACCUGAUUGGUUCACUUCUGGUCAGAUACUUGCACAAACUCAUUUCGCGUGACUUGUACCAUCAAAUACGAGUCAUCUUUAUGCUGAACCAAAUCAAGCUUCCCCGCUGGGAAGCCUUGCGAUUAAUGCGAGCACAGAUCCGUACACUGGUUAAUCAGACAAUCGUUGAACAAGAAACAGUCUUUGGUCAGCCUGUUUUUGGAUUGAAGGCCAGCAAUGUGAUUAAGCAUGAUCUAAUGAACCCUUUGGUUGCGCCGCAUAUGGAUUUUUUCCCGGAGGAUGCGCACGGCAAAAAUAUCUACAAGCUUUCACAGUCAACAAAAUGGCUGAAACACCUAGCUAGUGACCUUCGAGUCCAAAUGAUCAAACAAGGAAAAUUCUACCAUUGA
Puccinia graminis f. sp. tritici CRL 75-36-700-3 is the source of this 645-nucleotide messenger RNA. RefSeq lists its product as uncharacterized. Bases 1 to 645 code for a protein of 214 amino acids. Lineage: Eukaryota; Fungi; Basidiomycota; Pucciniomycetes; Pucciniales; Pucciniaceae. The record is from RefSeq and is a predicted model, not a curated record. The transcript has 5 exons.